Molecule: messenger RNA, 4788 nt
Organism: Doryrhamphus excisus (bluestripe pipefish)
Lineage: Eukaryota; Metazoa; Chordata; Actinopteri; Syngnathiformes; Syngnathidae
Gene: aqp12
Product: aquaporin 12
Cellular component (GO): cytoplasm
Molecular function (GO): channel activity
Source: RefSeq, a predicted model, not a curated record
UCUGCUUUUGGUGAUUGGUGAGCUAUACAGUCAAUUGACGUUGCGAGCUAAACUUUGCCAAAUCGCUAUCAUUAGCUGACAACAAACAUGGCAAGCGCAUGUGUGUGUUCCAUAGGGCGUGGCUUGCAUGCUCAGACCAAGAAGAGGUUGGGAUAUGGUGCUUGCAGACGGCUACAAAGUUUUGCACUCUCUAACUAUAUGGCUAUGGCGAGGGUAAAAAAAAACCCCAAACAAGCUGUAGGCCCAAAAUGCACCGCACCUUGGACUGCCCGAGAAGCAAAAAUGCAACAUACUGUGACAUAGGCAAGGAUCCAGCUCCAAGCAACACCUUCCUGUUUUCUUUCCAGUAUUUGUCAGUUAGGGUAAGUUGUUUGACUUUUAGUUUUGUUACAACAGUGUUAACUUCUGCUUAUAUGACAUGCUUAGAAUGGUAGAAAACAUUGCCUAUAUGGUUAAUAAAUGUUUUGCACUUCUGCCUUGAUAUACGUACGUAUGAGAGGACAAAGGUAUUGCAUUAUACAACUGUUAUGGUGCAGCUCUACACAACCAUUACACGACAUUAAAGCAACACAAAAACAAUCAAAGCUGGACCCAUCUUUCUAAAGGCCAAAUUAUAUUGAUGUAUUGUGACAGCACAAUUUAGUUGUAAAGAAACACAAGAUUCUACAACAUCUUUUUGUGUGUGAAGUGCAAGGGCAACUGUUAUUUAUACAGUUAUUUAUACAAUUUGCAUCACAGUGUGCCUGCAGUUAUUAGAAGGAAAGCCAGCCAACUGGAAGUGGUCAACAGGUUGUUGUUUACACAUUGAUACUAUUCACAAAUCACUCCAGUGAAUGCAACUUGAGAGUGCAAGCGUAAUAUCAACCCUCAUAGAUUGAAUGUGACUCUGUUUGGGAGCACUGGGACAAAAUAGAUACACUUCGGGUCGAUUAAUACAUCAGUGCAGAGAGACAGGUGCACCCUUUACAUACAAUACUUCGGUAUUAGUGGUAGGUAACAUAAACACUAAAAUUAAACAAAAAAAGCACUCCAUAACCGAAAGUACAAGCAAAAUGCCCAAGUACGCCCCUGGAGUUGCGAAACCACAAUUUUAGCUUGAACUGGACAGGAAUGCAAAACCUGACAGAGGCCAGGGGCAACCUAAGGCAUGCAAAUUGCUGCUAUAAAAUGCAUAAACUGGACAGUUAAUCAAACCUCCAGGUGUAAUUCAUUUUAUUUAAAAAAAAAAUCAGUGCUUGCUGAUAGCAAUGAUGCUUGCUGCUCAUCCUUUCCUUGCAGGCAAGCUAAUCAGCUAUUAGCUGUGUUUGCGAGUGGUCUUUAAUAGUAGUUAUCUAUCGCAAUCACUUUGACUCAAUAAAGACUACAGUUUGUAUGCUCACGCUCCGGACAAUAUGAGCUAGGCGCCAAAGCCUGAAGAGACGCAGACAGUCCGGCUCUGACAGCUCACGUCCAGCUCGGUGUGCAGCUAGCAUAGAUGCUAAGUAUCCCUCCUUAAAUGGGCGAAGCCACUCUCCUUCACAUUAGUUGCUUUUAGUGCGGCAGCUUAAACUCUCACCUCGCCGUCGACGACGUCGUGGUACGCGGGCGGAGGGUCAAAGCCUCCCGUGCCGGUCCUCCCGCUCGUUUCCCCGUCUCCGCUCGUACUUAAGGCUGGAGCAGGCCCGCUCUCCAUGGGCUCAUAUCCAUAGCCGAGCCCGGGGCUUUCGUUGGUCAGGAGCGCAACCGCCUCGUUGAUGUCGUUCUUCGCCAAGCGGAGCGCCUUCCUUAUCACGUCCGGGUCCGGAAAGCCCAUGCAGAGGAGCGUGGUGAUGUGCUGCUCCUCUUCGGUCUCCAUAUCGCCGCGGUCACAAACUAAUAGCUAUGGGGUUUGGGGCACAGCCCUGUAGCUGUGCUGCACGCCGCCAUGUUUACAGCCCGCUGCUGACUGUCACGAUCUGGCUUCCCCCACUACAGCGCCCACACAGGUGUUAUGCACACUUCAGCAGCCUCGGAAAUCGCAAAAUCCCAAGGGAACAUGUACAAACCACACCGACAACUUAAACAUAAUAAUACUAAAUAAUACCUAAUUUGGCGAAAAUUAUAUCAGCAUUAUUGUUGAGAUUACGACAUGUGGAAGAGAAUACCAAUUUCUGCGUACAAUAAUUUGUGUUAUGUGAUAUCUAACGAUUUUUUGAUAUUUGAGUUGUCUUUUCCCGAGGGAGAUUAAACCCCCCUCCAUUUUAUUGUCCAUCCUAUCAAUGUCAUGUAAAUUUUCAUGUAAAAACAGGUCUCUUGGUAAAAUAUUUUAUUUUUGUAUAUACAUGUUUUAAUAUAUAACUUUAAUUGUAACAAUUGGCUCACUGUCAGUAGUUAUUCCGCAAAUAAAGUACAAUUACAUUGUUGAUUAUUUGCUGCGCUGUUCUUUUACUUUCACUUUCACAUGUAUUUGAUUCUAACUUUCAUCGAAAACGAAACGGAGUCUGCUGUCUCACUUCACGUACUUCUACCAAGUGUAUUAGUGCAUUCCUGCAAAAUGCAGCGCGCUGCCAGUACCCGGGUGUUGCAUUGAAAAGGGUCAAAAUGUUCAGUGCCGGGCACUUACCAGCCCAAAUAAUUAAAUAAAAAUGCAUUUAAAAACAUGCCAUCCCCAAUAAUCGUCAACUUGGCUACGCAGCGGAAAGGGAAAGACUGACUUGGAACGACAGUCAUCGAUUUGGAAAAGAUACACCGCAAAAAUUCGCGCUCACCUAUUGAAGUGUACUGACGGAAGUAUUGGAUUUGAGACACACCCACAUAUUAAUGGGUGCCUGGUACACUCCCUAGUUUUGAGCGCACAUAUGAUCUCAGUAGCCAAUCACAAACUAAGAUUUUAGUCCUUUUAAAACAUUGAUCAACCUAUUAUGGCGGUAAAUAACAUUGAAAUCUGUGUUAUAGCAAUAACGAUUAGGGUUAUUUCAGUCGUAAAUAAAAAUCUAAUUAAUACACAACUAAACUCUUUUGGUUUUGAAUUUAAAAAAUAUAUGCAAAUCUAUUAUUUAUGUAACUACAAUUAUUUUGGUUGUAAAAAAUUAAACAUUACAUAUUUUGGUUGGAAACAGAACACAAUAAAAACAUAAAUGCAGUAAACUUAUUGUUACAGCUAUUUUGUUUAAUAUAGGCUAUCUUGGUUGCAAAUAAAAUAUCAUUAAAACUUUUUUAAAAUUAUUUAUAUAACAAUUACUGUAAUAAACAUUUUGGUUAUUAAAAAACAUGAAAUAAUUGUAGGUGGAAAUUAAAUUGAAAAAAUGCAAUUCUGAAUAAUUAUGUUGAUUUUUUCUCUAUUAAUUCAUUUACCAGCUCACAUUUUGUUGUAUACAAUAUCUGUCAUGCAAAAAAGCAAGUUUUUAAAAGCAUGAUAUAGAGAAUAUCAGCAACAGUGUGCCAAGUUUUUAAUGCCACCACUAUAGCAAAAAAUGUGGGCACCAAAACACCUGAUAACAUACAUACUUUAAUGCAUUUGCACAAAUUUCAAGCAUUGUACUGUGUUUCCAUGUCAUGUGAAAGCAGAACAUACAUUAAAAAAAGAUUUAAAUGAAAUAACCUGAUGUUAUUAUAUGACCUGUUUCCUGACCUGACCUUGCAAAGGGCCCAUGUGUAUUUUGGCAGGUGUUAGCGGGACACAACCCUGACGUGUCUCUUGAUAAGCAAUGUGUCUUUGCAUGAGCCACGUUGUCAGACAAGUUGUCAUUCAGAGCCAUGUCUGGACUCAACGCCUCUCUUGGCUACUUUCUGGCCUGCGUUGUGUUUGGGGCCUCGCUGCGGCCGCUGCUUAAAAAAUGGCCACACUUGGCUUUCUUGUUGGAGUUCUCCUCCUCGUUCAUGUUGGUGGCAUGCUGGCUCGAGGUGCAGACCAUUGUGGAGGUAGGCGAGUGGGCCGGGGGAUUGGGCCCUGACGUGACGGUGACUAUACUGUUUGUGGUACUGCUCGCUCAUGGGAUCAUUAGCGAGGGCGCUUCAGGGAAUCCCAUCCUGAUUUUGAUGAGGUUCCUGCAGCUGGAGGCCACAGCACUCACCACUGUUCUGACAGUAGUCUUCCAGUUCCUUGGGGCCCAUCUCGCCCUGCAUGUGGCUGGAUACUACUGGAGCCUGGAGCUGACCGACAUGCACAUGAUCAAAAACUUGAUGUCCAGUGAGUGCAGCACGUCCCUGCUGGCCUCCUUGCUGCAGGGCUUUUUCACAGAGUGUAUGUGUGCACUCGUUUUUAACCUCGUCCACCUCUUCCUGAGACGGAAGUCUGCUCUCAUCCGUGUGCCCCUCAUCGCCAUCCUCCUCACCUUCCUGGCCCACACAGGUAUGAUGCACCCUGCUCUCAUCUUAAUUUAUAAUGAAAUAACACUAAUACACUUUGCCUGUCCUUUUGCAGCCAAAGGUUACACCUCAGCUUACAUCAACCCUUCAUUAGCCUACGGCCUCACCUUCUUUUGUCCUGGUUUCACCUUGGCGGAGUAUGCCUUUGUCUACUGGCUGGCCCCUGUCACAGGAAUGACACUGGCUCUCCUCUUGUAUAUGGGCCACAUUCCCAGGAUAUUUGCCAAGAACCUGCUGUCCUUUCAGAAGACACGUUUCAGAGUGCCCAAAAGUGGAGCAAAAGAGAAGAAAAAAUGAGCGACAUUUCUUUACUUUUCACUAUUUUAACAUGAGAUGCUUUCAUCUAAUAUUGCAUUUUUUUGGUAUAGUGACCAAAAAAAAUUGUGAAAACCAAAAAUGAUAAUCAGCUGGAUUUUUGCAAAUUGCUUUCAAUAAAAUAAUGUUUUUAAAAUCGCACAUUUA